Prorocentrum cordatum is the source of this 478-nucleotide messenger RNA. The record is from the annotation of a GenBank genome assembly. NCBI's taxonomy places the organism in Eukaryota, Dinophyceae, Prorocentrales, Prorocentraceae.
GGGGCUCGAGGCCGAGCUGCUAGACCGCCGCGACAUCGCGGGCGGGGCUGUGCGCCGACGAUGCGAGGGCAGGGCUGGCGCGCCCAAGACCAAGUGGGCGAGGGCGUGCUGGCGACCGCCCGACAAGCGGUUCCGCCCCUCCAUGGAGCUUUCGGCUUGUGUUUCGAUUGCAAGCGGGGCGAACCAUCUGCCCGUGGCUAAGUCCCACCUGGUCAAGCCCGUUAGCCUCGUGGCCAGCCGGGGGCGCGUCUGGCAGCAGGUCCCCAGCGACGCGGUGGAGCUCGCCAGCUUGGGCCUGGAGCUUCUCGCCCGCCGGGCCUUCGAAAAGCGCGUGGCUAAAUUGGUCGCGCGCCGCCGGGGCCUGCGAGCCUUCCAUGAUUGUGCUGUGGCGAAGCGCUGUAGGCAGUGGGUGGGCGACUCUUUCAGCGACGGCGCAAGCGGAGCACGCAGGGCCACCGAGCUGCAGCAGGUGACCUGA